CGUCUCCAUCCGUCGCGUUGCGCCGUGUUACGUCGCGUCACGUUACGUCGCGUCACGUUACGUCGCUUCGGCGCCGCGCGGGAGGGAGCGGGCCAAGAUGGCGGCGGGGCCCAUCUCGGAGCGGAACCAGGAUGCGACCGUGUACGUGGGGGGCUUGGACGAGAAGGUCAGCGAGCCGCUGCUGUGGGAGCUCUUCCUCCAGGCGGGCCCCGUGGUCAACACCCACAUGCCCAAGGAUCGAGUCACAGGCCAGCACCAGGGCUAUGGGUUCGUGGAGUUCCUCAGCGAGGAGGACGCAGAUUACGCCAUUAAGAUCAUGAACAUGAUCAAAUUGUAUGGGAAGCCGAUCCGAGUGAACAAAGCCUCAGCUCACAACAAGAACCUGGAUGUGGGGGCCAACAUCUUCAUAGGCAACCUGGAUCCCGAAAUCGACGAGAAGCUGUUGUACGACACCUUCAGCGCCUUCGGGGUCAUCUUACAGACACCCAAGAUCAUGCGGGACCCAGACACGGGCAAUUCGAAGGGCUAUGCCUUCAUCAACUUUGCCAGCUUUGACGCUUCUGACGCUGCCAUCGAGGCCAUGAACGGACAGUACCUCUGCAACAGGCCCAUCACUGUCUCCUACGCCUUCAAGAAAGAUUCCAAAGGCGAGCGGCACGGCUCAGCCGCCGAGCGGCUCCUGGCAGCCCAGAACCCGCUCUCGCAGGCAGAUCGGCCACACCAGCUGUUCGCCGACGCUCCUCCUCCUCCGUCUGUCCCCACCCCUGUGGUCACUGCUCUGGGACCUGGCGUCACCCCUCCAGGCCUUCCACCCCCAGGAUCAUUCCCACCUCCGGUGCCACCCCCUGGAGCAAUGCCUCCUGGUAUGCCUCCUGCCAUGCCACCCCCGCCAAUGCCACCUGGAGCCGGUGCCCCCGGGCCCCCUACCGGGGCUGCGCCCACCGGAGGGCACCCGCCUCACCCACACGCCUUCCCACCAGGCGGUAUGCACCACCCAGGAAUGCCUCCCAUGCAGGUGCACCACGGCCCGCCCGGGAUGGGCCAGCACCACCCAGGACCGCCAGGCUCUGGAGGCCAGCCCCCCCCGCGGCCCCCACCUGGCAUGCCGCACCCCGGCCCCCCGCCCAUGGGUAUGCCACCAAGAGGGCCUCAUUUUGGGUCGCCUAUGGGUCACCCCGGCCCCAUGCCGCACCACGGGAUGCGCGGCCCUCCUCCGCUGAUGCCUCCCCACGGGUACAACGGCCCCCCUCGCCCCCCACCAUACGGCUAUCAGAGAGUCCCCCUCCCUCCCCGGCCGGCUCAGAGACCCCCCGGGGUGCCCCCACGUGGCCCCCUGAGAGGCCCCCUGCCCUAAGGGCCGUGGUGGCCUCGCCGUGCUGCCAGGAGUCCUUCCCUCAGGCUGCUGUUUGCCCCUGGGCUAACGUAGCUGCGCCCGAAGGGAAGAGGCGUAGUUGGGUCCACCCCUCUCACAGUUCCCCCCUCUUUCUUUUCUUCUCCUGCUCGUCUUUUUCCUCAUUUCUUUUUGUAGUGCUCAUUUUGUUGUUUUCUUUUUCCUCCUCCCUCUCUUUGACGACUUUUCAUGGUAACUUUAACGGGAUUUUUUUUUCCCCUAUAAAGCAACGAUUGCCCAUUUACAAAUAAAACGUUUUAAGAAUA
Numida meleagris (helmeted guineafowl) is the source of this 1656-nucleotide messenger RNA. RefSeq names its product splicing factor 3b subunit 4 (gene SF3B4). The record is from RefSeq and is a predicted model, not a curated record. The transcript is spliced from 6 exons. Lineage: Eukaryota; Metazoa; Chordata; Aves; Galliformes; Numididae. Bases 98 to 1354 code for a protein of 418 amino acids. Gene Ontology annotation, molecular function: RNA binding. Gene Ontology annotation, cellular component: nucleolus; U12-type spliceosomal complex. Gene Ontology annotation, biological process: positive regulation of mRNA splicing, via spliceosome.